This is a messenger RNA of Bactrocera tryoni, 749 nucleotides long. RefSeq lists its product as uncharacterized. The coding region runs from base 122 to 610 and encodes 162 amino acids. The transcript is spliced from 2 exons. NCBI's taxonomy places the organism in Eukaryota, Metazoa, Arthropoda, Insecta, Diptera, Tephritidae. The record is from RefSeq and is a predicted model, not a curated record.
UGAGAUACAAACUGCAACUGCCAAGAAGUAAAAUAAUUCUUUGGUUAUUUAAGUGAUCGGGAAGUGUUAUUUGUUUAUAAUUAUACAUAUCUAAAUAUACUUAAAGUAAACACAACACAAAAUGACUAUUGACAAAAAGGAAUGUGUAAAAGUGAUUGUCAAAGAAGAGCCCAUAAUCAAGGGAGUCGAACUAAUGGAUAUUGGUUUCCUCGAACAACAACCGGUGAUCGUGAAUUGUCCCGCCUGCGAAGCUGAAGCGUUAAGUAUCGUACGUUUGGAGGCCAUUACUUGUCUGCAACGAUUUCUCAGCGCUACGAAGUUGUGUAAAAAUUGGCAACGCCGCACCGACAUCAAUCAUUAUUGCAGCAAAUGUGGCUGCUACAUUGGCCGUUUUGUGCCGAUAAAUUGCAGCGAACGUUGCUUAUCGCGCAGCGCACGGAAAAUGGCGGCCAACGACAGCAUGUCACUAAAGAAGCCACCGAAGGAUUGUGCGGCUGAAGUGCAAAAAAAGCGUGUAGAAGUUAAAGCGAAGCGUGCUGCAGUAAAGGCAGAGAAGGAAGCAGCCAAAACUCAGGAAGCAACAGUGGUGGAGCAAGCGGAGGCGAAGUGAUAUUCAAAACAGGGAUUUGCGACUGGAGCUGGUUGAGCGAUAAAAGGAGAACAAUGGAAGAAUUAAAUCCAUUUCUAUAAUAAAUCAUUUUUUAUUUAUUUAUAUAUUAUAUUUAUUUUAUUGAAUUAUAAAAAUAAAA